UCCCCGGCAACGCGUUAGCCAUCUUGUUCUUCGGUUAGGUUGCUAAGUAAAGAAAACAGCUUUGAUUCGGAGAAAUACAUUUUAAUACUUGGAUGAUUCGAAUUCGCGCACUUCAUAUUUAAUUUGAUGUUUAAUGUGAUAUUCCUUGAUUUAUAUUUGGAUGAAACCGUUUUAAUGGCGCUGUAGUCGGCGCUGUCCGUGUCGUUGUGUAGGCAGCUAGGUUAGCUCCUCAGCUAGCUCCGCAGCUAGGUUAGCUCCUCAGCUAGGUUAGCUCCUCAGUUAGCUCCGCAGCUAACCGCUCAUUUCCCGCUUUUGGCCGUUAUGGCAGGGACGCAGCAGCGCGAGGCCGUGACCAAACCGACCACCGGUAAACAUGGAAAUGUUUUGCCGUUGUGGGGUAACGAGAAGACUAUGAACCUGAACCCCAUGAUUCUCACAAAUGUGCUAUCGUCUCCGUAUUUCAAGGUUCAGUUGUACGAACUGAAGACCUACCAUGAGGUUGUGGACGAGAUCUACUUCAAGGUAACCCACGUGGAGCCGUGGGAGAAGGGCAGUCGGAAGACCGCGGGACAGACUGGAAUGUGCGGAGGGGUGCGCGGUGUAGGUACUGGAGGCAUCGUCUCCACUGCUUUCUGUUUAUUGUACAAGCUGUUCACAUUGAAGCUGACCCGCAAGCAGGUGAUGGGGCUCAUCACACACACAGACUCGCCCUACAUCAGAGCCCUCGGCUUUAUGUACAUAAGAUAUACUCAGCCCCCUGCAGACCUGGUCGAGUGGUUUGAACCCUUCCUAGAUGAUGAAGAGGAGCUGGACGUGAAGGCUGGCGGCGGGUGUGUGAUGACGGUGGGGGAGAUGCUGCGCUCCUUCCUCACCAAGCUGGAGUGGUUCUCCACACUCUUCCCCAGGAUCCCAGUGCCCGUGCAGAAGAUGAUCGACCAGCAGAUGAAGGCCCGGCCACGCAAACUCCCGCAGAAGGAAACCAAAGAGGAGGAGGAGGAGGACAGCGACCGGCGCCGCUCCAGAAGCCCUCGUAGAAGCCCGACCCCGCGAAGAUCGCCAAACCGCUCCCGCAGUCACAGUCGGCACCGGGAGCGCCGCGCUGCCAGCUUCGAACGCGACGUAGACCGGGAGAGGGACCGCCAGCGAAAAGAGAGAGAGGGCAAAGACAGAGACAGGGAUAGGGACAGGGACAGGGCUGCGGAAAGGGAACGUCGGCGCUCCAGGAGUCUGGAUCGAGGUGCAGAGCGGCGCAGGAGCCGCAGCAGAGACCGGCGACGGAGUCACAGCUCCACACGCGAGAAGCGGAGCGAGAGGAAAGAGCGGGAGAAGGAGCGGGAGAGUGAGAGCGAGCGAGAGCGUUCCCGCCGCAAGGAACGUGAGCACAAAGAGCGGGCGAGCGGAGGAGAGAGAGAGAGGGAGCGCUCCAAAGACCAGAGGAGCAAGGGGGAGGGGGAGGAGAGGAGACACCGUGAGGAUCGCAAGAGUAAGCACUCCAGCCGGAGCCGCAGCAGGGAGAAGAGGCACAAAUCUGAGCGUUCCAGCCGGAGUCGGAGCCGGGAAAAGAGGCACAAAUCUGAGCGUUCCAGCCGGAGCCGGAGCCGGGAAAAGAGGCAUAAAUCCGAGCGCUCCAGCCGGAAGCACUCCCGAUCGCGCUCCCGGAGCCGACAGGACUGCGGAGAGGAAAAGAGCAGGAAAUGUGAGCGUAGCAAGGAGCGUCCCCACCGCCGAGAGCCCAGCAACGGACGGGAACAGCCCAGGAGUGCCAGCCCCGAGCCAGACGACGGAACACAUGGGAGCCGGGCGGGGUCACCUUGAGCGCCAUGCCCUGCCAUGCCCCUCCUACUGCCAUGCCCCCUUCUCUCUCUCUCUCUCUCUCUCUCUCUCUCUCUCUCACUCCCAGGACCUCAGCAAACAGCUUUGUUUCCCUGCUUCAUUUAGAUCACUCAGUCUGUUCUGUUCCUUCAGCAAGAGUAAUUCUCUGAGCCAGCCCUCCUCAUCAUGGACACGAUAAAUUGAAAAAGCAAAAACGAAAAAAAAAGCUUUUUAAAUGUUUCUCUUAUUUUUGUUUUCAGGAGAACUUCCAAAAAGGUUUUGUACAUAGUGUGGGGGAAUGUUUUAACCGUAGAGGACCUGCACACCAGGUGUUGCUGGUGGCCUGACCGCGGCGCGGAUCUGCUGAGAGAGUUCUGUGUUUGGGUCAUUUCUCUGUUGCAUCUCACUUCCUAAUAAAAAUCUUGUAUGAAAAGGAA
Molecule: messenger RNA, 2249 nt
Organism: Electrophorus electricus (electric eel)
Lineage: Eukaryota; Metazoa; Chordata; Actinopteri; Gymnotiformes; Gymnotidae
Gene: prpf38b
Product: pre-mRNA processing factor 38B
Source: RefSeq, a predicted model, not a curated record